AUCAUUAUUUUUGACCACUGAUCUAACGAACUCGCGAAAUCUCAUCCGGUAUAGUCUGGCUGAGGCGGGACCUAUUCAAAAUAUCGACCAUAAUCCACCUGGAAUAGGAACACAUCUUGCUGUUGAUAGCGUCAACAAAAUUGUAUACUGGAUUCUUUUUACGGCAGAGACGUCUUAUAAAAUAUACAAAACGACAUAUGAUGGUCAAACAUCACUGAUUGAAUCUAAUCAAAUGGGAAGCGUUACCACUGUAGAUAUUGCAGAGGGGGAUGGAUACUUUUAUAUUCUUGAUUCAAUGACGUCCGAAGUUAGCAAAUAUAAUAAAACAACGGAUGUGGCAGUCAGCACGAUAUCACUUUCACCUGGAGCAGAGCGAAUGAUUGUUGUUGCUGGUAAGUGA
This is a messenger RNA of Paramuricea clavata, 400 nucleotides long. NCBI's taxonomy places the organism in Eukaryota, Metazoa, Cnidaria, Anthozoa, Malacalcyonacea, Plexauridae. The record is from the annotation of a GenBank genome assembly.